GACGACAUCCUGGAUGUGAAAACACUGAGGGACCAGCUUACACCCAGGGACUCUCCUUUUGUAAGGGACAACAAUUCCGGAGGUGGCUUUGUGGGAGACAAGGAUUUGGUGGCUUUGGAGGUGUCGCGCUAUGAGAGCGAUGAAUCGUCAGGAGCGGGGUGUGUGGGCAUCUACAACUCGAUGGACGGCACUUGCAUGCCGCUGCCUCCCUGGGCGCGCCGCUCUGGCCCCAGAAAGACCAUCUACCACGACCCCCAAACGGUCACGGCGGCUGUGGUGACAUGCGGAGGGCUGUGCCCAGGGCUGAAUGAUGUCAUCCAGAACAUUGUGUUCACGCUGCUGGAUUACGGGGUCCAGGAAGAUGCGAUUUACGGGAUCAAGUACGGGCUGCGCGGAUUCUACGACCGCAAUGCGAAGCCCGUAGAGCUGAACGCGCGCACAGUGGAAGGCAUCCAUCUCAGAGGGGGAACCAUCCUGGGCACAUCGAGAGGGGGAGCAGAUGUGAAGGAAAUCGUGCGGCGGCUGUCUCUGUGGGGAGUCAACAUGCUAUUCGUCGUGGGAGGGAACGGCGGCAACGCAGCCGCGAAUGCAAUCCAGGAGGAGUGCGAAGCGAAGAAUGUGGUGUGUACUGUCGUCGGCGUCCCAAAAUCCAUCGACAAUGACAUCCUGCUGAUCGACAAGUGCUUUGGGUUUGACACGGCCGUGGAGGAGGCGCAGCACGCGCUGCUGGCAGCCAAGGUGGAAGCUUCCAGCGCCUCCAACGGCGUCGGCCUCGUGCGACUCAUGGGCCGCCAGUCCGGCUUCAUCGCCAUGCAAGCCUCCAUGGCCUCAGGCGUGGUGGACAUCUGCCUGAUCCCGGAGAUAGAGUUCUGCGAGGAGAAGCUGAUGGCCAGCAUCCAGGCGAUCAUCAACCGCAAAGGGCACGCCGUCGUGUGCGUGGCCGAAGGCGCCGGCCAGACUCUGCUGGAGACCAAAUGCCACGCCACCGACGCCAGCGGCAAUCCAAUUCUGGCGGACAUCGGGAUCUUCCUGCGCGACCGCAUCAAGGCCUUGAUCAAGGGAGCGGACGUGAAGCUGAUAGAUCCCUCCUACCUCAUCAGGGCAGUCCCAACCAAUCCCAAUGACCGCAUCUAUUGCAAGAUCUUGGGCCAAGGUGCCGUCCACGGAGCGUUUGCCGGCUUCACAGGUUUCACUGUGGGCCUCGUCAAUACUCACUAUGUCUACCUCCCAAUCCCAGUUAUCAUCCAGGCGGCUCGCACAGUGGAUCCAAAGGGAAGGAACUGGAAUCGGCUGAAGACCGCCAUCAACCAGCAGGAUCUUGAGUGA
Messenger RNA from Coccomyxa subellipsoidea C-169, 1326 nucleotides. RefSeq names its product phosphofructokinase family protein. The record is from RefSeq and is a predicted model, not a curated record. Gene Ontology annotation, cellular component: cytoplasm. Gene Ontology annotation, molecular function: 6-phosphofructokinase activity; ATP binding. The transcript is spliced from 14 exons. NCBI's taxonomy places the organism in Eukaryota, Viridiplantae, Chlorophyta, Trebouxiophyceae, Coccomyxaceae. The annotation marks the transcript as partial. Gene Ontology annotation, biological process: glycolytic process; fructose 6-phosphate metabolic process.